Molecule: messenger RNA, 489 nt
Organism: Cryptosporidium ubiquitum
Lineage: Eukaryota; Apicomplexa; Conoidasida; Eucoccidiorida; Cryptosporidiidae
Exons: 1
Coding region: 1-489 (162 amino acids)
Source: RefSeq, a predicted model, not a curated record
AUGACUAAUUCCAAAAAUAAUGAUGAUAAUGAAAAAAUCCAAGUAAAGGAAAUUGAGGAAAGUACUGUUCAAACAACAAAUAGUACUAGAACUGCUGAUAUAUGGAAUUUGUAUGGUAUGAUUGAUGCUGAUCCUAUUUCCUCAACCGAAUCUGACGAUAUCCAAUAUGUAAGUAUGGUAGCAAUUGGAGCAGCAACUUCUGCAGCUCUAUGGAAAGCUUAUUUUUAUAGACCAGAAGAGAUGGAUGACUUUACUACUUAUUCAAUGUACAUCGUCACUGUUUUAACUAUUGUCGGAGCGUUUUAUGUAAUUUCAUCAAUGAGAAAAAGAGAAAGAGAAGAAAAGUUAAAAUCUUUAAAAUCAAGUCAAUCAUCAAGUUCAGAUAACAACUCUGAUGAUUCUAAAAAAAACAAAGAAACCACUAUAAACGAUGAAGACAAUAAGGUAUCAUCUAAUAAUAUGAGAAGAAGAAAGAACAGAGCUGAUUGA